UUCAGGAAGAUCGAGUUCGACGUAUUCAAUGGAAGCUUCAACAUCAAAUACAAUUCAAUACCAGACAAUUCCAAAUGAAUCCGAGACGGGAGAGUUAUUUGAAUUUGAGGCAUUAUUAGAAAUCCGCGAAAGGGAUGGUCAAAGGAGAAUAGCAAGCAGACCUAAUAAUUUCAGAUCGACCUCGAAUACGACAAGACGUUUAUCUCCUUCCGCGACAAGACGUUUAUCUCCUUCUACCAUUGACAACAACAAUGAUGGUAGUUACAUUGAUACUGAACAACAAGGAUUUUUUAUGCGGCGCGAUCGUGAUAAACUUGUACUGGUCAUGUUGAAGCAGACUGCAGGACCUAGACAUUUGCGGGUCAAAAAUUGCUUUGGAAUGUUGCUGGCACCCGGCAGAAACUUACGUCAAUCAGACAUGCAUUUGCUCGAAAUGAAAAGUGCGGGGCAAGGUCAGCAUAAUCCUCGAGUAUAUGUUAUAGAAGCACGUUGGAACCCGGGCGCCUGGAAUUUUGAGGUGUUAAAUACAGAAACUCCAAGAGGUUGAUGUUACUUUUGAAGGGCUUGACGAAUCACUAAGAUUUAUUAUUGAGUGCAAGGCCAGAAUUU
This is a messenger RNA of Meloidogyne enterolobii, 609 nucleotides long. The record is from the annotation of a GenBank genome assembly. Lineage: Eukaryota; Metazoa; Nematoda; Chromadorea; Rhabditida; Meloidogynidae.